GGAGAGGAGGAAGGCGAUGACGCCUGCUAUGGUGGCCGUGCUACGGGAGUCCCUCAGGGAGGUGUGCAGCUUGGAGGAUGUGGAGCAGAGGAUGGGCAGGUUCAUGAGCGCCCACGCGUGCCAGGAGGUGCUCCUCAUGAUGUGCCAAGUUUGCAAGAACAUUGAUGAGAGAAGACUCAAGAUGAAAGCACAUUGCCCUAUCGCUACUGAUCUUAGGCUGAAAGAGAAUGCGACUAGAGUUUUCAUGUGUUACAAUCCAGAGUGGCUCAGGAUAGGCUUACAUAUUGUCCUUGGGGGUGAUGCCUUGGUACAGAGUGGAUCCUGGAAACUGGACAAGGAGCUGAAACUUCUUCUGGAGAAGCAAUUGUUUUGUCAAAACAUGCCUCCAAAAACUUUUGCUCGCAACAACAGAACAGGUUGUACUGAAGCAUCAGGCAACAUCAUACUGAAAAGAAUGUUUCUGCUUGUCGCUGCCCUAGACAGAGCGAAAAUGGAAAGUGCACUGCCUCUCAAAUCUGGAAUCGAUAGCCUUGAUGAUGGUGGAUCCCCUCCAUUGUUUUGUCACAAAGCCCACAUAAAAUCUAGCCGGCAAAUUGUUCAGGAGUCUUUGGCUGAGGCAAUGCAUGGAGAAGGUGAUCUCCUUAUGCAUCUAUCAACAAUGGGAUACAAACUGAAUUACGAGCAGCUUGCUCUGUCAGAGUAUGACUUCACUAUAAGAAAUUUAUUUGAAGAUCUCCAGGAUGGCAUAAUUCUUUGUAGGGUUGUUCAGCUCCUGCUUUCUGACGCAUCGAUUAUUUCGCGAGUGAUUGCUCCGUCAGAUACACAUAAAAAGAAAUUGCAAAAUUGCACCAUGGCUAUCCAGUAUAUCAAGCAAGCUGGGGUUCUAUUAUCUGAUGCAGAUGGAGUCAUAAUUUCAGCAGAAGACAUUGCUAAUGGCGACAAGGAACUAAUUCUUUCGUUGAUAUGGAAUAUCUUCAUUCGUAUGCAGUUACCCUUGCUGGUAAACAAAACUUCACUAGCUCGUGAAUUAUCCAGGUUAAAAGCACCGACACUGGAACAAUCAAUCUCUGAGACCAAGUCGCACAUGGGCUUGCUUUACGAUUGGAUUCAGGUGGUAGGUGCAAAAUAUGGCAUAAGUGUGGAAAGUUCCUCUCAGAUUGACAGGAGAGCGCUGAACUAUUUAAUAAGUUACUAUUUGAACAUUAGCAUUCAUGGCUGUCCCCUGAAGGAAACAUUUUCUGAUUGUCGAAAGGAACUGUUCAGUUGCCACGAGCAAGAUACUUCCACUGAUAUCAUGAGCUUUCCAUCUAGGAAAAUAGGAAAAAUUCUUGGAGACUUUCUUCAGGGUUUUCCAGCUAGUGACAUCUUAGCCAAUGAUGUAUUAUUUGAUGAAAAGGGUGCAAUAGUUUUAACUGCACUCCUAUGUUCACAUCUGACUAAUGAUAAAAGAUUGGAGCAACUACGGAAUUUUAUAAAUGCGAGAUUGGACUACCAAAGCGUGCAGAAUAAAGUUUCUGCUGCAAUUAUAUCUCCAAGAAAGAAUGAUGUGAAGUAUCAACCCCCUCAGACAGAUAACACAGAUGAUUCAUGCAGGAGACAGGAGCGGGCUGCUACUACUAUACAAACUCAAAUCAGACAAAUGAUUGCAAAGAACAAAUAUCAUAAGCUUAAGACAUCAAUAUCUAUCCUGCAAGGUGCUAUAAGAGCUUGGUCAGCUGUUAACAUGAUAAGCAAGUAUAGGUGUCUAGCAGCCACCCUCUCUACUCACUGGCGAUCAGAUGGAGACUACAGCAGAUAUUUUAAUUUCAUAUCAGAAAGGCAUAGAUUUGUUCGAAUGAGAAGAUCUGCCAUUGUGAUUCAGCAGGCUGUUAGGAUUUGGAUUAGGGAAAGGAAUAGGUCUGAGAACAUUGAGCUUUUUGAAAGCCAUGAAUUCUUGGAUACUACAGCUUCGUCGAAAAGCCAUUGCAUAGAAAUGUACCAUGGUGAGAUUGAAACCAUAGCUUGCAAGGAUGCGGGUGCCUCAAUAGCUUCUGCUGCCCCUCAAUGCCUUGAUGAGACGGAAUGUACAGACUCAACCACCAUUCUGCAGCUUGGCGACCAAUACAGUAACUAUGUAGCUCCUGCCAUUCAGCUCUGCAACAGUGGGCAUGAGUUUGUAGCGUCUCCUAGUCCUCAUAGCAAGAGCGGCUCCAUAAAUACUGUAACUAAGCACCUAUUUGAAGAUGAGACUGCAAACAUUGCAUCAGACACUGAACUUGUGUACAAGGAUGACGUGGACUGUGGAAGCAAUAUUUCUUGUGGAGCUUCAUUCCAGCAUGAACGGCCUGUAUCUGCCCAGCUCGAUUUCUUACUUUGCAAAGACGGAAUGGCUGCUCGAAAGAUACAGUUUGCAUAUAGAAGAUUUGUACAGGAUAGAUCCUCAAGAAUGUCUGCUGCAACUAAAAUUCAGAGCCACUGGCGUGGUUUCACCAUGCGGAUCUGUUUCAAAAGGCAAGUUGAAGCUACCAUUGCCAUCCAAUCUGUAAUAAGACAGAACUUGUGCAGCUGGGCUUUUCACCAGCAUCACGAUGCUGCAAUAGAAAUUCAGCGUAUUGCCAGAGGACAUUUCGCUAGAAAGAGGCUAUUGGGUUCUGUACUGCAAGUCUACUCUACCCUUUUUACACUUGACCAAAGUCAGCAUAAAAGAUUUCACCAAAGUGCUGAACUAAAAAUUGUGGUGUACUCAGCUUUAAGGCUACAAAGAUGGUGGAGGAAGGUCAUAUUACACCAGUCUAUCAGAAAAUCAGCCAUUGCAAUUCAAUCCUCAGUUCGUGGUUGGUUAGCUCGUAAACAAGUCAGACAAAUUACCUCCUGUAUCUGUCUCAUUCAAAGAUGGUGGAGAAAGGUUCUGUUUCUUGAAUCAAGGAAACGAGCUGUGACUGCUAUCCAGUCCCAUGUUCGUGGUUGGAUAGCACGACGUGCAUCUAUUAGAAAAAAGAAGUGUAUUACUAUUAUUCAGUCCUAUGUCAAAGCCUACCAUGUGAGGAAAGCUUCAAAGCAAGAAGUUGCUGAUAUAAGGUCUAGAAUACAGAAGACUUCCAAACAAGUUGAUGACGACAUGCGCCUCAGUAGGCUAAUUUCUGCACUGUCGCAUAUCACUGGCUGUAGGAGCAUCAGCAGCAUUCGACAAACCUGCACAAGAUUAAGGACUGCUACAGAGCAUUCUGAGAAGUGCUGUGAGACACUUGUCGGUGCUGGUGCUGUAGAUAUUCUGCUGAAGCAAAUCCCUAACCUGAACCGUGGGAUGCCUGACCAGGAAGUCUUGAAGCAAGUACUCUAUACACUGCAGAACAUCGCAAGAUUCCCAAAUCUUCGACCGAUUUUAGUGAACAACCCACAGUUGGUAACCACUAUCUUCCAGGAGCUUCUGAGGUAA
Molecule: messenger RNA, 3415 nt
Organism: Lolium rigidum
Lineage: Eukaryota; Viridiplantae; Streptophyta; Magnoliopsida; Poales; Poaceae
Product: abnormal spindle-like microcephaly-associated protein homolog
Exons: 17
Coding region: 17-3415 (1132 amino acids)
Biological process (GO): spindle organization; mitotic cell cycle; establishment of meiotic spindle localization
Cellular component (GO): spindle pole
Molecular function (GO): protein binding
Source: RefSeq, a predicted model, not a curated record